CGCUACUUUUCAUACCUAAUAUACCCCCUCUACCCUUGCUCAAUCCCACAUCUACCCUUGCGUACAACCACACCAAAGCACGGACUCCAGAACCAAAAUAUAAAAUCUCAAGUUGGACAAAAACCAUUUCAAAUCCGACACCCAUGUUUAAAACUCGUUCCAGGCACGCCCUUCUUCUUACUGAACAGCUACAUAACUAACUGAUAGUCUUUUUGGUUACCGGCCACGUGGAGUUUCCGGUGAUAGAUGGGGGUGUCUGGCCGGAAUAAAAGUAACGGCGACCACAACAUGAAGCUGUUUAGGCUCUGUCCGUUCUGGCAAACAGCGACUAACUCUUCCACUUCCUCUUCUACACAAAACCUUAACCACAGUCACAAGGGCAGCAGCAACAGUGUCCGACACGUGGAGGUUAAUAGCAGCGGUUUGAAGUCCGCAACCGUGUCCUCUGUUGCGCGAUCGCUUUUACCUGCUCCGCGAAGGCUCCGGCUUGAUCCUGCUAAUAAUCUCUACUUCCCUUAUGAACCCGGGAAGCAAGUAAGAAGUGCGAUAAGGUUAAAAAACAGAAGCAAGUCUCAUGUUGCUUUUAAGUUUCAAACAACUGCACCGAAGAGCUGUUACAUGCGUCCACCCGGUGGUAUCCUUGCUCCAGGAGAGAGCCUUAUUGCGACGGUUUUCAAGUUUGUGGAGCAACCGGAGAACAAUGCAAAACAAAUGGACCAGAAGAGCAAUGUUAAAUUCAAGAUUGUGAGUUUGAAAGUGAAGGGAGGAAUAGAGUAUGUGCCUGAACUGUUUGAUGAACAAAAGGAUCAAGUAACAGUUGAGCGCAUAUUGCGGGUUGUGUUUUUAGAUGCAGAGCAUCCUAGUCCUGCAAUGGAGAAACUGAAGCUUCAGUUGGCUGAAGCAGAGGCUGCUCUUGAAGCACGCAAGAAACCUCCACCAGACACAGGGCCCCGUGUUGUGGGGGAAGGUCUCGUGAUAGAUGAAUGGAAAGAGCGGCGAGAAAAGUACCUGGCUCGACAACACGUUGAAGCAGCAGAAUAGGUGUGGCACGCGGUCUGAUCUUUGCUGUAAGUUGUAUUAAUUCAGCCUCUUGACUAAUGGGCAAGGGGAGGUGGGGUUGAGUCGGCAGUCAGGUGCCACCAAGAGGAGAAAAUCAUGUAGUUAUGCCGAUAUUUGUUUGAUGGAUGGUAUGGAGGUCAGGUCAGGGUGCUAGGGAUGGGCUUGCCCUUCUACAUGUGUACAUAGCGGAUUUGUUUUGCAAUGGAAAUAAAUCAAUCUUAUUUGGUAUAA
Messenger RNA from Populus nigra (black poplar), 1290 nucleotides. RefSeq names its product vesicle-associated protein 4-1-like. Gene Ontology annotation, cellular component: plasma membrane; endoplasmic reticulum membrane. The transcript has 7 exons. The record is from RefSeq and is a predicted model, not a curated record. The coding region runs from base 247 to 1041 and encodes 264 amino acids. Lineage: Eukaryota; Viridiplantae; Streptophyta; Magnoliopsida; Malpighiales; Salicaceae. Gene Ontology annotation, biological process: endoplasmic reticulum membrane organization.